UCAGAGGCACGUUUACUCCGGAGACCCGCAUGGAAAAAAACUCUGUGCUGGAGUCUCCGGGCAUCCCUCCUGGGGCGGGGUUCUGGACCUGUUGCCCGCGUGCAAAUUCAAAUGGCCCACGGGGAGGACCAAAGCAGUCAAGGACGCCGAUGGUCCACACUGCCUUCAUAGUCUGCCCCGCUUCCCCUCAAACGGUGCUCGCGGAUCAAGCCUCGAACACUGCCUUUUUUGACCUCCCUUUGGUCAUCCUGACCACCGUGGGUGGGUUGCUGUCAUGACAUUUCGUUGGCCUACACGCUGCAGAAUGUCCCAGUGCUGCUCUCUGGGGAAAGGCUGCUCUUGACACCAUAAAGCAGCAAGUGGAUCAGGAGGGGAAAUGGAGCUUGCAGAAGCUAAUUUAGCCACACAUUAAAUUUAGCCCCUGGUGAGUUCUCUACCGCUGAGAAUGGUGACUGAGAAAGGUGUGGUGGGACCCUCCUCUCCGUGGAACCUGACUGGUGUGGGCUAAGUUUGUGGUUUUAAGAAAGCCUGAGGGCCGGAAGGCAGCCCCGGAAGAAGCCCCUGUCCGUGGGCUGUUGGAACCUUGUGGUGCAGAGGAGAAGCCGUCCCCUCCUCCGGACUUAUGACCCGUGGCUUCGCGCCCAGUGUGCCCACCGCGUUCCACGAGAUGGGCUCCUUCCGCAGGCCCCGGCCACGCUUCAUGAGCUCCCCGGUGCUCAGCGAUCUGCCCCGCUUCCAAGCCACGCGGCAGGCCCUGCAGCUGAGCUCCAGCUCGGCCUGGAACAGUGUGCAGACUGCCGUGAUCAACGUCUUCAAAGGGGGUGGCUUGCAAAGCAACGAACUCUAUGCACUGAACGAAAACAUCAGGAGGCUGCUGAAGAGUGAACUUGGAUCAUUCAUUACAGACUAUUUCCAGAAUCAGCUUCUUGCCAAAGGCCUGUUGUUUGUGGAGGAGAAGAUUAAGCUGUGUGAAGGUGAAAAUCGCAUUGAGGUUCUGGCUGAAGUGUGGGACCACUUCUUCACUGAGACUCUCCCCACCCUGCAGGCAAUAUUUUAUCCAGUUCAGGGCCAGGAGCUGACCAUCCGCCAGAUCUCUCUGCUGGGCUUCCGCGACCUGGUCCUGCUGAAGGUGAAGCCGGGUGACUUGCUGCUGGCCCGGUCCCAGCCGCCCUCAUCCAUUGUCCAGAUGUUGCUUGUCCUGCAGAGUGUUCACGAGCCCACAGGCCCAAGUGAGGGUUAUUUGCAGCUGGAGGAACUGGUGAAGCAAGUGGUGUCUCCGUUCCUCGGCAUCAGUGAGGACCGCGGUGUCUCGGGUCCUGCGUUUAUGUUGGCGAGACGCCACUCCAGGGUCCGGCCCAAGGUGGCUGUCCUGAACUACGCCUCCCCAACGACCACUGUCAGCCGGCCGCCGAAUGAGAUGGCUCUGACCCCUCUGACGGAGCAAGAGGGGGAAGCCUACCUGGAGAAAUGUGGCAGCGUCCGAAGGCACACGGUGGCCAACGCCCACUCAGACAUCCAGCUGCUGGCCAUGGCCACCAUGAUGCACUCGGGCUUAGGCGAGGAGCCUGGCGGUGAGGACAAGUGCCUGCUCCUGCCGCCCAGCUUCUCCCCACCCCACCGACAGUGCUCCAGUGAGCCCAACAUCACCGACAGCCCUGAUGAGCUGGAGGAGGUGACAGGGGGCAGCCAGGGGGACUCUGAGCUGAACUGUGCUUCCCUCAGCUGAAUGCCCGCCUCUGGGACUUCCCAGCUCCGGCCUGGUCACCAACACGAGGACCGCCCCAUCCCCAGGGGCUCACCAAGGGGCUCUUCCUGCGGGUGACGCUGCCCGUGUCAGGCCUGGCCCAAGUGCCCUAGUGGAAAUCCCGGGUGUGAACCUCUCUGUUUUUGUGACUGUGACCAUCUCUUUGCAGCCACACAGACCCAACUGCCUAAUGUUCACUUUCUGCUUGCCUGACUCCAGACCCCCCUCUCCGGGCUUUUCUCCCAGAUAGUGGACUGUCCGACGCUCCCAAUGAUGCAGCCCGGGGCCCCCCUGGCGUUAUGACAGCAGGAGGUCGGCUGAGCCACACACAAAGCCAGCGAGGAUGCAUCGGCCUCUGGAGUUCCCCGUUAGGUUCUUGUGAUGCGGGGCUCACAGGUGAGAACAGGUAGUGGAGGGGUGUCCUUCCCGCCUAUUCUGUGGGGAGUGGAAGGAGGCAGCAGCCCGACCAAGCACGACUCUGGGAGUGUACCUUCCUUAUUUUAGUUUCACAAUUACUGGAAAGAGUUGCCCCCCUCACGCGGGUGAGGGCCGUUCUCACCCGGAUCCAGAUCCUACCUGCCACCUUUGCCUUUUGGCCCAGGAGGGGCUACGGGGCUGGGGAAGUCCCCUCUUUGACAAAGCCUCAGCAUUUCCCUCUCAGGCCUCCCCACCAAGCUCAAGGAACUAACCUCCUGGGUGGAGUAGCUGGUGCCUUCAUUCCUCUUUCAUUUCAGACACUGACCGUUUUCCUGUUGUGGGUGAGGGGCCAGCUGAUGACCAACCAAUUAGUCUGUUCCUGGAUUUGACUUGAAUUUUGUAAAUGUGCAUCGUUUCAGAAGGAAGUGUUUGCAAAUAUUUGCACGUAGGAUCUUGCACUGCUCAUUUCCAGUGGGGUGUGUCCUCAAACUAGAAAAUAGCCCCCCUAGGAAAGGAGCCUGGAAGUUGUUCAGGGCGCAGGGGAUCCGUGGUGGGCAGGGCUCAUCAGCUGCUGAGCGCCGGAAGCCACUGGACUUGAAUCCAGAACGGCCUGUGUUUGUGAGUGUCACGGUCGACAGCACUGAGGCUGGGAGCCUCACUUUGCCUCGUGAGCAGAGGGUGGCAGCAAAUGGAAUGUCUCAAUGCUUCACCAUAGAGGGAGAUGGGGGAAAUGUGGGCAGGACCUUUUGGAGAGAUGUUCAUUCCCUGUGAUUAAAGCGAUGCCAGAAGUGCCUGGAAUUUCUAACAUCUGAGCUCUCAAAAUGCUAUUUGGGGCAGCAGGCUUUGGUACUGUGCUGAAUCCUUAACACUGCUCCCCCAGGUCUGGGCUUUUGAUCCACCUAGAACCCCUGUUCUUCUCUUUGUAUCUGCCUGUUGGCCUCACUGAUAACACAUCCUGGAAAGCGAGGAGGAUCCCCUGAAGCCUUCUGGCACCUUUUAGGUGUGCUGUUGGUCUUUGGAAACUGUUUAUGAACUCUCAGAGACAGGAGCCAGCUUGGCCUCCAAGAUGGCAGGAGGAGGCUGGGAGAGGACGAGGACAGUGUAAGCUUCCAGCAGGGAAGAGGCUUUCUAAGCACAUCGAAGCCUUGAUGGCACAUCCCUUCUGGGUGAAGAUCUGGAACGUGACCAGAGUCAUGCUUUUUUGAUGGCUUCUGAUUUGGAAACUUUAAGAAGUUGUCUCAUUUUUAUUCUUCUAAGAGAGGGUGGAAGAGAAGUGUCCAAAGGAGGUCUUCUGAGAAUUUCAAACAAAAAAUUAUCUCUGUGUAUGUGUUGGAUAAAGUCCACAAAUUGACUAACGUGCGUUAGCAAAUAGAACGUCAGUAAGUAACAACAUGAUGAUUUAUUUAACUGAUGGUGUGUGUCCUUACUGGUACACUUGGCACUUCAUUGAUCCAGGCAAGGUAAUUAAUCAGGCUUGGGUUUGCUUUUUAGUUUACAACGUUCAAGAUCUAUAUGCUUUUAAAUGCCUUGUCCGUAUACUAAAUGCCCCUGAUGAGGACAGCAGUCAUCGGUUAAACAUGUCAGCUCUGAGGAUGAGAAUGGGAGUGUCAGUCCAGACCCACUGUACUUACUUGCUGAUGACUGUUAGCCAGUUUACAACUUCACCUUUGAUGUACCUGCCUGAUCUCGUACUGUAAAUAUUUCAGACUACACACACCAUUUUGUUGAUGCUUAUGGGCAUUUUAGCCAUCUGAGCUACGGCAAGAGUGAUGGCUGUGUUUGCAACCACUUUUUUGCCCCUUUAGAAGAUGAAGCUAGAAUCUUCCAGUGGCUGAGUUCUAAUGACAGGAAGCUAACACGACUCGGAGCUCUGAGUGAGCUCACAAACCAAAAACGUUUCAUGUUGCCUGUUUCCAAAAUAGAUUCAAUAAACGUCAUUUUGUACACGUC
Messenger RNA from Lynx canadensis (Canada lynx), 4111 nucleotides. RefSeq names its product proline rich 5 like (gene PRR5L). Lineage: Eukaryota; Metazoa; Chordata; Mammalia; Carnivora; Felidae. Gene Ontology annotation, cellular component: TORC2 complex. The record is from RefSeq and is a predicted model, not a curated record. The coding region runs from base 623 to 1726 and encodes 367 amino acids. Gene Ontology annotation, biological process: TORC2 signaling. The transcript is spliced from 9 exons.